This is a messenger RNA of Micropterus salmoides (largemouth bass), 2035 nucleotides long. Its product is annotated as fucose-1-phosphate guanylyltransferase-like. Gene Ontology annotation, molecular function: transferase activity, transferring phosphorus-containing groups. The transcript is spliced from 4 exons. The record is from RefSeq and is a predicted model, not a curated record. Lineage: Eukaryota; Metazoa; Chordata; Actinopteri; Centrarchiformes; Centrarchidae. The coding region runs from base 112 to 1860 and encodes 582 amino acids.
ACGUGACGAUACCCGGAAAUAAGGCACGGUCAAGCUACACCAAGCAUAACCGUCAGCCACAACUUAUGAGACAUUAUCGAAGUGUAUUUAAUCGAUAUCGGAGGCGACAAUAUGAGCCAGGAAUGUACCAUAAAGUUACAAAUUGCAACACGAGAAAAACUCCGAAAAUUCAGCUCGCUGCGUGACCGGGAGGUGCAGCCCGGUGAGUUCUGGGACGUGGUGGUUGUGACCGCUGUGGAUGUGAGCCAGAGGGAAGCAUACGAGCUGCAGAUCAGUGAGAAAGUUGACAGGAAAGAGCUUCCCCUUGGAGUCCACUACAAGGUCUUCUCAGAUCCGCCUGGAUCUAAAAUAGGGAAUGGGGGCUCCACUCUGUACGCACUGCAGCAGCUGAGUGACAUCUAUGGGAAGACCCUGGGCAGGCUGAGAGUCAUCCUGAUCCAUGCAGGAGGGUUGAGUCAGCGUUUGCCCAGUGCCAGCGCCCUGGGAAAAAUCUUCACCGCCAUGCCACUGGGUGAUCCCCUCUACCAGAUGUUGGAGCUCAAACUGGCCAUGUAUGUGGAUUUCCCUUCCCAGAUGAAGCCUGGCGUACUGGUGACCUGUGCAGAUGACAUAGAGCUCUACAGUAUUGCAGAGGAUGAGAGUGUUAGGUUUGACAAACCUGGCUUUACAGCUUUAGCCCACCCCUCCCCGCUAUCUGUCGGGACUACUCAUGGAGUGUUUGUGUUGGAUUCACACGAAAAGACCGCUCACUCAGAAAUGGAGGACAUUUCCUGCCUACACUUUCUACACAAGCCGAGCAUCGGUAAGAUGCGAGACAGUGGAGCUGUUUGUAAAAGGCAGAGCGGUUGUUUUUCUCUUUCAGAUGCUGAGUUUGUCUACACAGACAGCACCUAUUACGUUGACUAUGCUACUGCAAAGUCUCUUCUUAAGCUGCUGAAAGAGUUGGGACAUUUGGACUGUGAGGUGGACGCAUACGGGGACUUUCUCCAAGCACUGGGCUCCAAAGCCACGAUAGAUUACACCAACAAUACUGCGAAUGUCACCAAAGAGGAGAGUGGUCUGGUGGAAAUCCGCCAAAAGAUCUUCCAUUUUCUAAAAGGGACACCCUUGAAUGUCAUUCUCCUGAACAACUCCAAGUUUUAUCACAUUGGAACCACAUCAGAGUACCUCUUUCACCUCACUGAGGAUGUGGCGCUGAGGAGCGAGCUGGGCCUCCUGUCACCUGCCUUCAGCAUACAUAUGAAUGAGAACUCUGAAGGCUCCUCGGGAUGCUGCGUUAUGUGCAGCAUCCUCGACCCCAGUUGCUGUGUGGGAGCUGGAUCAGUCGUGGAGUACUCUAGAGUGGGAGCGGGAGCCUCCGUAGGUAGGGGCUCAAUCAUCAGCAGCUGCCGGGUAGGUGCGGGCCUCUCGGUGCCCGAUGGAGUCUUCAUGCAUUCACUGUGUGUGAAUCACGAGCACCAAACCAGGUUUGUAACUGUCGCCUUUGGGAUUAAUGACAACUUGAAGCACAGUGUGGAAGCCGCUGCGUACAUGGAAGAGCUGAAGCUUUGUGGUUUCAGCCUGGCGGAGUGUCCGCCCCACUGGGGGCUGAAGAAUGAAGACCUUAAGUUCUCCGGUGACGCAUCAAGCUGUAGUUUGUGGAAGGCUUGUUUAUUCCCUGUUUGCUCUGAUCCACAAAGCUCCUUCUCGAUGUCUCUGGAGAUGCUGCAGGCCGUCCUGAGUGGCUCUACAUUCCCCUUACCUAAAGACACAAAGCUGAUGUCCAUGCAAGAGUCCUUAGAGUGUAAGAACCUGGAGGAGAUGUUGAAGUUCAGGAAGUUACUAUAUGAAGACAUCACACAAAGAAAAUCAAACAAAUGAAGUUACUUUUUUAAAUUGAGAUUUAUGUGAGAAGUUUUAUAUUGUCAGUACAACAUAACAGUGAUUGUGCUAUAAAUCCCUUGUGUAUUGUAUGAUCAUAUGAUGAUCAAAUAUUUGUCUUUGCUGUCAUGUCAUUCAUUGUGAGUAUGACCUUUCAUAAAGUUCAUUCUUAAAA